Messenger RNA from Ruditapes philippinarum (Manila clam), 1245 nucleotides. Its product is annotated as carnosine synthase 1-like. The transcript has 8 exons. Bases 128 to 703 code for a protein of 191 amino acids. NCBI's taxonomy places the organism in Eukaryota, Metazoa, Mollusca, Bivalvia, Venerida, Veneridae. Gene Ontology annotation, biological process: carnosine biosynthetic process. The record is from RefSeq and is a predicted model, not a curated record. Gene Ontology annotation, molecular function: ATP hydrolysis activity; carnosine synthase activity.
GCUAUGCAUAGAUAUUGAACGAUUUUAAAUCUUCUUUGGGACUCACAUUCAGACGUGUAAAGACGCACAAGGUCAUUAUAUACAGACAAAUUUAUUCUUGCGGUGUAAAUUUUUAAGCUUGCGCAAGAUGAACAAAGCCAGUCUAACAGAGGGAAUCACGAUAGACAUACUGUCAAAAACCAAAAGAGAACAAAAGGCAAGUGUUAUAAAUACUCCAAAUGAUGUGAUGAUUGGGAAGCAAGUAAUAGUUAUAGGGGGAGGUUCAUACAGAUCUUGGAGCAAAUGGCCGGAAGCGGCAAGUUAUGGCAUUAAGGUCAUUCUUGUGGACAUCGAAGACAAUCAUCCAUCAAGAGAUAUUGUCUGUUGUUACAUAUGUUACGAUUUUUCUCAUCACACGAUGGACCAUGCGCAUGCGUGCAAAAUCGUUCAACUCAUACAAGAUCAAGGAAUCGUGGCAGAUGGUUGUCUCACAUUUUACGACGAGUGUACACCUUUAACAGCCUUAAUAUGUGACCAAUUAGGAUUGAAAGGGAUGAGUUACAAAGCCGCGAUGAUCGCCAAUUCAAAAACGGAAACGCACCACAUUUUGGGUCUAUAUGUUGACAAGUAUCAGACCAAGGCUUUUCUACAAAAUCUUAUCAUCUCACUAAAGAAGAAGACUGCAAGUUGUUGCCACAAAGCUUUAAGUUUCCUGCAAUACUGAAGUUAGACAAUGGAGCAUCAGCUAUCGGUACCUGUAUUGUUGAAAGCAGAGCUGCCAUGAAAAGUAAAUUCCAACAGAUUACGAGCACUCUUCGUAAUGAUUCCGACUUUCAAGGCAUUGGUUUAUGCUUUGGCAACUCAUUGACAACAAUGGAGUUCCACUGUGGCACAGAGCAUAAUAUUGGCCUUUUUGUAUAUGAUGGAAAGCUUAUUUGCGCAUUUAUCUCUGAUAGUGGUGUUGUCAGGCGGCCUUACUUUAUUGCAACUGCAAAGCGUAUUCCAACAUUCCUAUGUGCUGAGCAACAAACGAUGCUUAUAGAUGCCGCUUUUCGAUGCUGUCUAGCAAUAGGUCUAAAAGAUGGCACCUUCAAUGUGGAUAUGAUGCUUACAGACUAUGGACCUAAGGUUUUAGAAAUAAAUACAAGAACAAGUGGGUAUGUAUUAACCAACUGGCUAAAGAAGUUAUAUGGAGUGGAUAUCAUGCUAUAUUCAAUGAUGAUUGCCUGUAGUAUUAAACCUAAAGUUCCAGAUCUGUGUUGCAAA